AUGUUGGUACAGUUCCAAACAACAGCACCAAAAAGCUGUUUUAUGCGACCUCCUGGGGCUGUUCUCACACCUGGCGAGAGUAUUAUAGCAACUGUAUUCAAGUUUGUAGAGCCUCCAGAGAACAAUGAAAAGCCAACGGAUCAGAAGAGCAAGGUGAAGUUUAAAAUCAUGAGCCUAAAGGUGAAUGGACCGAUGGACUACAUAGCAGAACUGUUUGACGAGCAGAAGGAUCAAGUGGCUGUGGAGCAGAUACUUCGGGUAGUAUUUCUAGAUGUGGAACACCCUAGCCCUGCUCUAGAAAAACUCAAGCGUCAGUUGGCUGAGGCUGAAGCUGAACUGGAGGCUCGCAAGAAGCCUGCAGAGGACACAGGUCCAACUUUUAUUGGUGAAGGACUUGUCAUCGAUGAAUGGAAAGAAAGAAGAGAAAGAUAUCUAGCCCGUCAACAAGUAGAAGGGGCAGACUCUAUAUGA
Fraxinus pennsylvanica is the source of this 471-nucleotide messenger RNA. Lineage: Eukaryota; Viridiplantae; Streptophyta; Magnoliopsida; Lamiales; Oleaceae. The record is from the annotation of a GenBank genome assembly.